AUGAAAGUCAAAAGUGAAGAGAAAUUUCUCUCGGAUACAUCAUCAUCAUCAGCGGAAUUACUUUCAUCAUCUGAUGAAAAACUUUUAACUCGAUCUGAAUAUAUUUUUCGACAAGAACAAAAUAAUUCUCAACAACGUAAAGCAUCUAGUCUUAAAAGUAUUUUUAUGACAUCACCUCAAUUAUCAACAAAAAUUCUUUAUCCAAUUGAUUUUGACACAAAUAAUAUAAAUACAUCUUGGCUUCAAAAACGAUCAUCUGUUCCAUAUAAAGUACCAACCUUUGAUUCCGGCAUUGUUAUUGAUACGAAUCCAACAUCAAAAUCAAGUAUUAAUGAAGACCCUAGUCAUGGUACAAUCAAUAUGAAUCAAUUAAAACAUUAUGAAACAUAUUAUCAUAAAAUUUUAACUGAUAUGACUUAUAUUAAAAAGAAUAUUGUCGAUAUUGAAAGUCGCCUUAAUGAAGUUAUGCGAGAGCUCCAAAUUGAACAAGCAUUGAUUGAAGGUGAACAUGAAUUAGUAUUUAAACAAAUCUUAGAUGCAAGUGAAAGUGAUCAACAAAAAAUACGACAAUUACAUAAAAAAUUUACAAUUAUUAGUUGA
Adineta steineri is the source of this 600-nucleotide messenger RNA. The record is from the annotation of a GenBank genome assembly. Lineage: Eukaryota; Metazoa; Rotifera; Eurotatoria; Adinetida; Adinetidae.